AUGGCCGAUCAAUCCAGACCCAUCACCGGCAACCGAGGUCACUCCGGCGCGACUGUACACCCUUAUGUUUUCCGGCCUCCGAAUGCUCCACAGAAUCAACCCACAUUCCACUCUAAUCCAAACGCGUCAAGACUACGCGCCACCCUACACUGUUUCAUCAUCAUUCUCGUCGGCUUUAUCAUCAGCAUCGUCAUCUUUAUCUUUUUUUCCUGGAUGUUGUGGCUCGACCUCAACUCACGUCAUCCUCUGUUUCGUGUAGAAACAUUAACCCUAUCCAAUUUCAGUAUUUCGUCGAACUCACUGAUUUACGGCGAGUUGGACGCCAAUUUCGUUGUUCGGAACCCUAGUCUGAGAAAUACUCUUUACUAUGAUCAAAUCGAAGCUGAUCUCUUUUACAAAUCAGAUUUAAUUUCAGUGGCUAUUCUGUUGCCUUUCAUGCAGGGAACCAAUAAUGAGACAGCGAUUAGGGCAACCUUUGCUUCUUUGACAGGGCAUGUCGAUGAUCGAGAUCGAGAUAGCAUCAUCAAUGGUGAGAAGAUGAUAAAGUUUUAA
Lactuca virosa is the source of this 552-nucleotide messenger RNA. NCBI's taxonomy places the organism in Eukaryota, Viridiplantae, Streptophyta, Magnoliopsida, Asterales, Asteraceae. The record is from the annotation of a GenBank genome assembly.